Molecule: messenger RNA, 2370 nt
Organism: Vicia villosa (hairy vetch)
Lineage: Eukaryota; Viridiplantae; Streptophyta; Magnoliopsida; Fabales; Fabaceae
Product: probable inactive purple acid phosphatase 1
Exons: 13
Coding region: 233-2083 (616 amino acids)
Molecular function (GO): acid phosphatase activity; metal ion binding
Source: RefSeq, a predicted model, not a curated record
GAGAUAUCCCAUGGAUAUUCUUUCUUAUUUCCAAUAUCUAAACUUUUAUACAUUCAUACACAUAAAAAACCUUUCCAAAUUUCAAUAUCCCUCCGUAACGCGAAUGAAGAUAAUCUAUAAUCAUAAUUAAUCAAUCAAUCAAAACUUUCAGUCCCUUUUCAUCAACUUUUCCACUCAUCCCGAAAACUUCUACGCUUUCACUCACUGCACGUUUCCUUCUUCUCCAAAGGUGAUGGCCGAUAUGGAGAAGAAAUUACUCAUGCUGUUUUUCUCUUUGGUUAUUAUUCUUUCAAUCUUUAAGCAAGCUGUGUCUGAUUUGCAUCAACCACUCUCAAAAGUUGCAAUUCAUAAUACUGUGUUUGCUCUUGAUCUAGAUGCUUUUAUUAAAGCUACUCCUAAUGUACUUGGUUUCAAGGGACAAAAUACUGAAUGGGUUACCCUGAAAUAUAGUAAUCCAAAUCCAGCGAUAGAUGAUUGGAUUGGAGUCUUCUCUCCUGGAAACUUCAGUGCUUCUACUUGCCCCGCAGAAAACAGACUAGUCAGCCCUCCAUUCUUGUGUUCUGCGCCUAUCAAGUUUCAGUACGCCAAUUUCUCCAGUCCCAGUUACAAGAACACGGGGAAAGGUUCCUUGAAACUUCAGUUGAUUAAUCAGCGAUUUGAUUUCUCAUUUGCUCUCUUCACUGGUGGAUUAACAAAUCCAAAGCUCAUUGCAGUGUCAAAUAAAGUAUCUUUCAUCAAUCCAAAUGCUCCAGUAUAUCCUAGAUUAGCACAAGGGAAAGCAUGGGAUGAAAUUACUGUAACAUGGACCAGUGGAUAUGGGAUCAGCGACGCUGAUCCUUUUGUUGAAUGGGGCCCAAAAGAAGGGAAACUUGUGCAAUCUCCUGCUGGGACACUGACUUUUGAUCGCAACACCAUGUGUGGUGCACCAGCAAGGACUGUUGGGUGGCGUGACCCAGGAUACAUACACACUAGUUUCCUGAAGGAGCUGUGGCCUAACAAAGAGUACACAUACAAGCUGGGGCAUAGAUUAGUUAAUGGCACAACAGUUUGGAGUCAAGAAUACCAGUUUAAAUCAUCUCCUUAUCCUGGUCAAAAUUCCGUACAACGUGUGGUCAUAUUCGGUGAUAUGGGAAAGGCAGAAGCUGAUGGCUCCAAUGAGUAUAACAAUUUCCAGCCCGGUUCACUCAAUACCACAAAUCAGAUUAUUCAAGACUUGAAGGACAUAGAUUUAGUCUUCCACAUUGGUGAUUUAUGCUAUGCUAAUGGAUACCUUUCACAAUGGGACCAAUUUACUGCACAGAUAGAGCCAAUUGCAUCAAAAGUUCCUUAUAUGACUGCAAGUGGCAAUCACGAACGUGACUGGCCAGGAAGUGGAUCAUUUUAUGGGACCUUGGAUUCAGGUGGUGAAUGUGGCGUGCUUGCUCAAAACAUGUUUUACGUUCCUGCUGAGAACCGGGAAAAAUUCUGGUACUCUGUUGACUAUGGCAUGUUUAGAUUCUGCAUAGCUCACACGGAACUUGAUUGGAGAAAAGGAACAGAACAGUACGAGUUCAUUGAAAAAUGCCUAGCAUCCGUUGACAGACAGAAACAGCCAUGGUUAAUAUUCCUUGCACAUAGGGUACUUGGUUAUUCUUCUGCGGAUUUCUAUGUUGCAGAAGGCUCGUUUGAAGAACCAAUGGGAAGGGAAGACCUUCAAAUUCUAUGGCAAAAGUAUAAAGUCGACAUAGCCAUGUAUGGACAUGUCCAUAACUACGAAAGAACAUGCCCAAUCUAUCAGAAUAUAUGCACAGAUAAAGAGAAGCACGAUUACAAGGGCUCUUUGAACGGGACUAUACAUGUAGUGGUUGGUGGAGGAGGUGCAGCCUUAGCUGACUUUGCCCCCAUAAACACCAAAUGGAGUAUCUUUAAAGACCAUGACUUUGGAUUUGUGAAACUCACAGCAUUUGACCAUUCAAAUUUGUUGUUAGAGUACAAGAAGAGUAGUGAUGGACAAGUUUAUGACUCUUUUAAGAUAUCAAGGGAUUAUAGGGACAUCUUGGCUUGCACUGUUGAUAGUUGCCAAAGUACAACAUUAGCAUCUUGAUGAAAAAGCAAAAAACAAUGCUGAUUUUGUUUCGUUUUUUUUUUAUUUGGUUGAAUAAAAUGCUUCUAUGAUCAGAAAAGGAUUGAGUUACUUUUAAAUUUGGCGACUUUUGGUAACUUUAGCGCAAUUAAAAAUUAAAGUUAUUUACAUAUCUUAUUUUCAUCAUUCACAUAUUUUCCAAAUGCACUAAAGUUACCAAAUUUAAAAAAUCACUCGAUCCGAUGACACUAUGACAUGAACUGUAAAAAUUGCCAGUACACGAGAAUAUAGAAUUGUUUAUACUCUAU